AUGCCAUCUAACCGGACGAAGCAUACCUUGUACCGCAUCCAACGGCCCCCAACAGAGUUUGUCGUAGAUGCCCAGAUUGACCAAGCAGUCGGAAUCUGUAUUCGCGCAUAUGACGGCGAUACUGCGCUAAAGGCUAUGCUUGGAGAUGAUCUCAAGCUCACCGACAUUUUCUUCCGCUCUAUGCUACGAGGUGGCGCACUUGAAGGCUCAUUCUAUAUCGCGAACGACGGAAAAAAUACCUCUGUGGUCUCCUCGGUGUCUGUUUGCUUCCCGCCAGGCGUAUCUUGGGUGUAUCUUGUUGGGGAAGCGAAGAGCAGCGGAAACUGGGAUUUUAUGAGCUCUGGGAUGGACUCUCUCCUGAAACGAAACAUUGGUGGGAGGGCGCACAAAGGCAAGCGUCGGCUUGGAACGGAAUGGGUAGUCAGUCUCAUCGCGACCGACCCUGCUGAGCAGCACAAAGGCCAUGCCACAUCUAUUAUGAAUGAAAUCUGUGACCAGGCGGCGCGCGAACACAGAAUGGUGGGGCUCUCUACGCAGACCUUGGACAAUGCUGCGUGGUACGAAAGCCUGGGAUUCACUAAGCUCGGUGAAAGACAAGUAGCUGCGCCAACGAAUGAUUUUCCUAGUAUUUUACUCGUCAAGGAGCCCAGCUCAUAA
Messenger RNA from Stereum hirsutum FP-91666 SS1, 657 nucleotides. RefSeq lists its product as uncharacterized. The transcript has 9 exons. Lineage: Eukaryota; Fungi; Basidiomycota; Agaricomycetes; Russulales; Stereaceae. The record is from RefSeq and is a predicted model, not a curated record. Bases 1 to 657 code for a protein of 218 amino acids. Gene Ontology annotation, molecular function: acyltransferase activity, transferring groups other than amino-acyl groups.